Megalops cyprinoides (Indo-Pacific tarpon) is the source of this 1105-nucleotide messenger RNA. RefSeq names its product ras-related protein Rab-39B-like. The record is from RefSeq and is a predicted model, not a curated record. The transcript is spliced from 2 exons. Gene Ontology annotation, cellular component: Golgi membrane. Gene Ontology annotation, molecular function: GTPase activity; GTP binding. Gene Ontology annotation, biological process: Rab protein signal transduction. NCBI's taxonomy places the organism in Eukaryota, Metazoa, Chordata, Actinopteri, Elopiformes, Megalopidae. Bases 217 to 858 code for a protein of 213 amino acids.
ACAAACAUCAGGCUUUUACAGGAUGUAUUAAACUUGUCUAUUAACUAAAAGUCGUGAAUAUUUUCGGGUUCAUUUGUUCGUGUUGGGCUAUCAAUCUUGUUAUACGCCUUUGCGCAUUUUCCAAAUCUGCACUGCUUGGUUAUUGCAUUGUCAUUAUUACAGUGCCUGUGGGUAUCUAGUUUACCAUUAAAUUCGCAGAUUAACGGGGAUGUUGAGAUGGAAGCAAUUUGGAUUUACCAGUUCAGACUAAUUGUAAUUGGGGACUCGACGGUGGGGAAAUCAUGUUUGCUGCGUCGCUUUACUGAGGGGAAGUUUACCGAUGUCUCCGACCCGACGGUGGGGGUAGACUUCUUCGCCCGCCUGGUGGAGAUCGAACCAGGAAAGCGUAUCAAACUUCAACUCUGGGAUACAGCAGGCCAGGAAAGGUUCAGAUCCAUAACACGCUCUUACUACCGCAAUUCAGUGGGAGGAUUGUUGGUCUUUGAUCUGACAAACCGACGAUCGUUUGAACACCUUAAAGACUGGUUGGAGGAGGCAAAGAUGCACGUACAACCCUUUCAGAUAGUAUUCCUAUUGGUGGGCCACAAGUGCGACCUUGUGCAACUGCGGCAGGUGACACGCGAGGAAGCUGAGAAAGUGGCAUUGGCCUUCGGCAUGAAGUACAUCGAGACCUCAGCAAAAGAUUCUGUGAAUGUGGAAGAGUCUUUCACCAUCCUAACCAGGGACAUCUAUGAACGGGUGAAAAGAGGCGAGAUAAGCAUUGAAGAGGACUGGGAAGGCGUGAAAAGUGGAUUCGUCCCAAAUGUUGUCCACUCUUCAGAAGAAGCGGUAAAACCUGGUCGACGGUGCCUGUGCUAGUGGUUUGGAGUGUGGAGGAGUAACAGUCUACAGCCAAAGAUACAGGAUGAGCCAGAGAGGAAUUAUAACAAUGCACCGAGGAAGCGAAUUGUUAUGGGGAAAAAGAUAACGUGUUGCCCUUGAGGCAAUCCUGAGCUAGCCUUUGUUUAACAACGUAUGUUUUUCUAUUCAGUUCUGUGUAGCUCAUGGCGUAAUUCCGAAAUAUCAAUUAGGCUACGAUAUUUAAAUUAUUCGUUUUCUCCGUAUG